AUGCCACAGUUGCACAGAUUGUUAUUAGUAUUACUAUUAGCCUUUCAAAUGAUCAACGCAUCUUAUUUUACUGAAAUCGAUAGAUUGCAUAAAGAUUUGAUGACUGGAUAUAAUAAAGAUAUAUUGCCACAAUGGAACAAAUCACAACCAGUAGAUGUCUCGAUUGUAUUUCAUUUACUUAAUCUGAAUGGAAUAGACAGUGUAAAGGGAGUUAUUGCCAUUGCAGGAUAUUUUAUUUUUCAAUGGAUUGACGUAAAUAUGCAAUGGACACCAGCCAAUUACACUUCUAUAGAAAACAUAGUCAUACCCCUUGAAAAAGUAUGGAAACCGCCUGUUAUAAAUGCUAAUUCUGUCAUGGAAUAUAAAUUCUUUGGAGCCGCAGGUACCUUUGUUCGUGUUAACCAUACAGGUCUGGUUACAUGGACUCCAGGUAUUAAUUUGGAAUUUUCUUGUAAUAUGGACACAACGAAAUACCCUUUCGAUACACAGAUGUGUGAACUGGAAGUUAUGAUAUGGGGGUACAGUUCAGAAGAACUUACUUUUACGACGAGCAGAACUGAUGUUGACAUCAGCUUUUAUCAAUUUAACAAUGAAUGGGAAUUAAUGUAUACUUCGGCUGUUGCGAUCAAUACAAGUAAUUUAAGUCCGCUUGUGCAAAUUGAAACCCACUUUGAACGUCGUUCUUUGUAUUAUGUAAUGAAUCUUAUUUUCCCUGUAAUGCUUUUAGCAUUACUAAAUUUAUUUGUAUUUCUUUUGCCACAGGAUUCAGGUGAAAGGGUUGGAUUUUCAGUUACACUAUUGUUAGCAAAUGUUAUGUUUCUAACGAUUGCAGAGAAUAUGCUCCCAGCUACAGCAAUACCGAGAAUGUCCGCCAUUUGCAUUGCACUGUUACUGAAUCUAUGUUAUAGCGGACUUAUAGUCAUUACUGUUAUCAUUAGCGGCAACAUCUAUCAUAAGCCGGACGAGCAGGUUAUCUCUAACUGGAUAGUGAAAUUUGUACAAAUAGGUAAAUUAUUUAGAAGUAACCAUAAGCAAGUAUCAUCAGAAAUGAUAAUUCCUCACGUUGAAAAGGACUUCGAUGGAGAAAAAUACGAAAACAGGAAAGAAAAUAACCUACACAAGGUCAACUGGCAGCAAGUUGCAAGAAUGGUGGACCGUAUUGCCCUUAUCUCUUAUAUUACACUUUUCAUAUUUGGUUGUAGCGGCGUUUUUAUAGAUUGUUCCCGAAGGUAA
This is a messenger RNA of Mytilus trossulus (common blue mussel), 1233 nucleotides long. Its product is annotated as acetylcholine receptor subunit alpha-like. The transcript has a single exon. The record is from RefSeq and is a predicted model, not a curated record. Gene Ontology annotation, cellular component: plasma membrane; synapse; neuron projection. NCBI's taxonomy places the organism in Eukaryota, Metazoa, Mollusca, Bivalvia, Mytilida, Mytilidae. Gene Ontology annotation, molecular function: transmitter-gated monoatomic ion channel activity involved in regulation of postsynaptic membrane potential; transmembrane signaling receptor activity; excitatory extracellular ligand-gated monoatomic ion channel activity. Bases 1 to 1233 code for a protein of 410 amino acids. Gene Ontology annotation, biological process: monoatomic ion transmembrane transport; nervous system process; regulation of membrane potential.